AUGGUGAGGAAGAAGAAUCCCCCUAUCAGGAGUGUGGGAGGAGAGGAGGAAGAGGAGGAGGAGGGGAAGAGAAAAGCGACUGGAGAUGAGGAGGAAGAGGGAGACGACGAGGGCCGGGUGGGAGCAGAGGCUGACCGCAUUUCCCACAAUCCAUCGGAACCGGAAUCCAGGACCAACGACGAGGACGAGGACCGGGACAGCGAGUGCGUGUCUUCCUCCGUGUCGCCGUCGUCCGUGGGUUACGACGAGCGGCGAUCCACGGGCGCCAGAUCCAAAGCCAGAUCCGCGGACCGGGGUGAGACAGACGCCCGGCAGGAGGUAGCAGGAGUCCUGGUGGGGGAGGAGGUGAUGAGAGACACGCCCCCUCUGUCCGGCAGUCCUUCCCCCAAACUCCAGGACUUCAAAUGCAACGUGUGUGGCUACGGUUACUAUGGGAACGACCCUGCCGACCUGGUGAAGCACUUCAGGAAGUACCACCUGGGUCUGCACAACCGCACCAGACAGGACGCGGCUUUGGACUCGCACAUCCUCGCCCUGCACAACAUGGCGCCCCACACGCUACAAGACAUCCAGGGAGGACCGGGGCAGAAGAACCAAGCCAAAGAUUUAGGGAAGAUCCGACAAGAGCUCCUCCACCAGCAGCACAGGACGGUGUUGUUGAACGGCACUUACGACGUCCAGGUGACGCUCAGUGGCACGCUGAUCGGGAUUGGCCGGAAGACGUCCGAUUGCCAGGGCAACACAAAGUACUUUCGCUGCAAGUUCUGCAACUUCACAUACAUGGGCAGCAACUCUAUUGAACUGGAACAGCACUUCCUCUCCUCGCAUCCAAAUAAGGUCAAAACCCCGCCCACAACCCCCUUAUCGCCGAAUAACAACACGGCAGCUCACGGCGGAGUGGCGAAGGGGCGGGGCCAGAUCAUGGAGGGGGCGGAGCGAGUGGCUGUGAGAUCAGAUGAUGAUUCGUUAGUGGGAUACUCGGUCCCGGUGACGGCGUGCGGCGACUCUCCGGGCCGGGGCGGAGGUGGGCCAGCCUAUUAUUGGUGUAAGUUUUGCAGCUGGAGUUGUGAGUGGGCGGGCGGCUCGGGAAAGCUGUUGGAGCAUUAUGAGCAAAGACACAAGAACUGUAGCCCCGCUGGGACGGAGCGAGAGAGGAGGAGGGAAGCAGAACAUGUGGCAUCCAAAACUCGCAAAGACGGGUCAUCUAAUCCAACCAGCACCAGCCAAGACCCAAACAGCAGUGACCCUGACGCCGUGGUAACCAGCUACAACUGUCAGCUGUGCGACUUCCGGUACUCGAUGGCCCACAGCGCGGACGUGAUCGUGGUCGCCCCUUUACUGCUCCACUACCAGCACAACCACUCCAUCCACCGCUGCUGCAUCCAACACUGCAUGUACUGUCCACAGGGCCUGUGUCAGCCGCAAAAACACAUCGGGGAGGUGUCCCAUCCUUUUGCUUGCCGGAAGCCCACCUGCUCUAAAUGCUGCUCUAAGUUCCCCCAGUCCGACAACCCCCAGGACACUGCCACUUCACCGAGCCUGACCCCUCCUAACCCUCGCAGCGACCCCACUAACACAGCACAUCCCAUGGUCACGCAAGGUGUGACCCACUUGUGUGACCAGUGCGCGUUCGCCACGGCCGACAUUGACGUGCUGCUGCAACACUACGAGAGCUGCCAUACGGUCACCAGCCUGAAGGGGGCGUCACCUCACGUCAAAGCAGAGGAGGAGGUGGGGGGGGCAGAGAAGGCGGGAGGCAGCGCGGCAGAGAGGGAGUUCUCCUGCACAAAAUGUCACUUCAUCACAGAGGUGGAGGAGGAGAUCUUCAGACACUACAGACGUGUCCACGCUUGUUGCCGUUGCCGCCGCUGCGACUUCACCGCCCCCGACUCCGGCGCCCUGCUCGACCAUUUCAACUCCGCCCACUGCCACGACUCCGUCCGAUCGCUAAACUCCUCCCCCUUGGCUUCCUCGCUCACGCCUUCCCUGACUCUCUCGACCAACGGCUGCUCAGCUCCCUCUACGUUAGCCAUCAAAGAGGAAAGCAAAGGCGACAUCCGGCUGCUUUACUCGCUAGCGCCUCCGGAGGGAAGACUGGCAGAGGCGGGCAGAGAUGAGAAAAGUGACAGCGGCGAGGAGAGGGAGAAAGGAUGGGUGAUCGCGGACACGAGGGGGGAUAGAGGAGGGGAGCAGGCACACGGUUUGCUCUGGGUGCCCAAGGAGCGAAUAGGGCCUGAGACCGGACCCGAAAGUGGAAGUCCUUCUCUCUUUCCCACCAACCUGUCCUUCUCAUUUGUCUCACCCAAUCACGAAUCCCCACAGUCAAAAAGAGGCUCUCCCAGUAUGGUGUAUCUUAGUGACACCAAGGCGUUCAUGGGAGAUGCUAAGGCCUUUUUGAACGAAGCCAAACUGUACGGAGGUGGAAGGUCUGGGGCGGGUGGAGUCGCAGGGGAGAAGCAGUUUGCGACGGCGGCUGGAGGCGGGGUGACCGGAGGAGGUGGGACCGGAGCGAGUGGCGGACAGGAGGGCAAGGGAGCAGCCAAAGAGGAGUCCCAGUCCCUGCUACGGUAUUUGGCUCGAUUCUAUAAUGCAAAACCCGCCUGUUGUCAUGACACCCGGGACGCAAACACAGACACCGGCCACCUGUCAGCAAGCCAUCACCCGCAGCCGCCUUGA
Knipowitschia caucasica is the source of this 2676-nucleotide messenger RNA. The record is from the annotation of a GenBank genome assembly. Lineage: Eukaryota; Metazoa; Chordata; Actinopteri; Gobiiformes; Gobiidae.